CACUCGUUUACCGAUACUUUACUCAACGCUUUGUCCUAAUAGCUCAUCGUUUCAUUCCUCUGUUGUCAAUUUCUUGCUUCUGUCGUUUUUGAGCGCCUCAAACAUCAAUAUGACCACGCGCUCAGGAACGGCCUCAAGCGAUACCGAGAAGGAAUCGCAUGAGCAACGCGCCCCCCAAGCCGGACGAAGUGUCUCCGAUCCGGAUCAGAUCUCGUCGGUGCCUCAAUUAGGCGAUCCCUUCGCUACACCAAACGCUCAGACGCCAGUCAACAGCUCUCCACAUCCUUCAAACCCUGCAUCGAGGACUCCGUCUAGGCAAGGUUCGUCGAAGCCGGAAGUCACAUCGGGUAAUUCAAGUGGGGUCCUCCGUCCUGGGCAAAACAGAUACUUCAAGUCACGACGCAUUAAGAAGGGUGAGGUCGAGAGGCCAUGGCUCGAGAAGAAGGAUCCCAACGAGAAGUGGGUGACGAUCAUCCCGAUUGUUGGAGUACUCUUGGGCCUCGCCGUCGCUGGUGUCAUCAUCUGGGACGGUCUUCGCAGUGUUACCAAUCACAAAUACUGCCCGGUCCUGGACGAGACCUUCGCCUCAGGCUGGAACGACCAGAUCUGGUCGAAAGAGGUAGAAGUUGGCGGCUAUGGCAAUGGCCAGUUCGAGCAAACCACCAACAGCGACGAGAACGUGUACAUUAACAAGGGCAUUCUGUACAUCAAGCCGACCGUCCAGGACGAAUCUCUCAUCGAGAAAGACAUCGUCAUAGACUUGCGGGGCAAGGGCUGUACGGGCACGAAAUACACCGAUUGCAUUGCUACUACCAAUACGACUAAUGGAACCAUCGUCAAUCCCGUCAAGUCUGCUCGCAUCAACACCAAGCUCGGCGCAUCGAUCAAGUUCGGCCGGGUUGAGGUCACCGCUAAACUUCCUGCUGGGGAUUGGCUAUGGCCAGCCAUUUGGAUGCUGCCGAAGGAUAAUGCAUACGGGGAGUGGCCCAGAUCUGGUGAGAUUGACAUAAUGGAGUCGCGCGGCAACAACUACACAUAUGGUCAGGGAGGCAACAACGUCGUCAGCAGCACCCUACACUUUGGUCCGAACUCAGCGAACGAUGGAUGGUGGCGCAAUAACGUCAAGCGUCAGGCUCUGCACACUACGUACUCGGACAGCUACCAUACAUAUGGUGUUGAAUGGAGCGAGAAGUAUAUCUUCACCUACAUCGACACGCGCCUCAUGCAGGUAUCGUACACGCACUUCGACCAACCCUUCUGGAACUACGGUGCGUUCCCGCUCUCGGACAGCAACGGCACACGUCUCGAGAACCCCUGGGCAAGGACCAGCAGCAACGCGUCACCCUUCGACAAGGACUUCUACCUCGUACUCAACGUCGCUGUCGGUGGCACGAACGGCUGGUUCAAGGAUGGCAAGUCCGGGAAACCGUGGCUGGAUGGCAGUCCAACCGCAAAGCUUGACUUUUGGCGCGCGAGAGAGCAGUGGUUUCCUACUUGGCAGGAUCGGGGCUGGAUGGAGGUCAAGCGCGUGAAAAUGUGGCAGCAGGCGGGUUACAAUGGCUGCGAGUAAUUUUACUAUGACGGGACCAGACCCGACUAUGUUGUUACAUGUGUUUGUUGUAGGCGGUAUGCGAUAAUAUGGCGCGGAAAGUUGGGCUUUGGUGUUCAGGGUGGAUGGGUUGGUGUUCAGGAGU
Molecule: messenger RNA, 1694 nt
Organism: Trematosphaeria pertusa
Lineage: Eukaryota; Fungi; Ascomycota; Dothideomycetes; Pleosporales; Trematosphaeriaceae
Product: glycoside hydrolase family 16 protein
Exons: 3
Coding region: 110-1570 (486 amino acids)
Biological process (GO): carbohydrate metabolic process
Molecular function (GO): hydrolase activity, hydrolyzing O-glycosyl compounds
Source: RefSeq, a predicted model, not a curated record